CCGGAGCCUCCUGUGGGUGUAUGUAUGUGGCUGGUGAGCGUCAGUGUGCUCCGCCGUAAGUUUCCGCCGGUUGAAGCAUGGAGGAGUUAGCCAGAGAGAGCAUCAGCCUGCUGGCUUCAGCCUCAGCCAAGCCCCCGCUGGACGUGGCCGCCGGGCCCAGGCUCGGCUCCAUGGGGGCCAUUUUCAUCAUGCUGAAGUCCGCCUUGGGCGCCGGGCUCCUCAACUUCCCCUGGGCCUUCGAGAGAGCCGGGGGCAUCCGCAGCGCGGUCACCGUCGAGCUGGUCUCCCUGGUGUUCCUGGUCAGCGGGUUGAUCAUCCUCGGCUACUCGUCGUCCAUCACUGGCCAGUGCACGUACCAGGCGGUGGUGAAGGAGGUGUGCGGGCCGGCCAUCGGUCAGCUGUGUGAGAUCUGCUUCAUCUUCAACCUCUUCAUGAUCUCUGUGGCCUUCCUGGUGAUCCUGGACGACCAGCUGGAGAAGCUGUGCGGCUCACUGUACGAGCUGAUCACUGGUCUGCCGGAGUCAGAGAUGCCGUACCACGUGUACACGGACCAGCGCUUCAGCCUGGUGCUGCUCUGCGUCCUCCUCAUCCUGCCGCUGUCCAUCCCCAAAGAGAUCAGCAUCCAGAAAUACAUCAGUGUCCUCGGCACUCUGGCUGCAACCUACCUGACCGUUGCAAUCAUCAUCAAAUACCACACCAUGCCUUCUGUUCUGGUUCACGUCACCCCCCUCUACACUAGUGGGAUCAGCUCCUGGGCCUCCACAUUCAGCGUCAUCCCGACCAUCUGCUUCGGUUUCCAAUGCCACGAGGCAUCCAUCGCCAUCUACAGCAGCAUGGAGAACCAGCGGCUCUCUCACUGGGUCUUCAUCUCCGUGGUCUCCAUGAUCUUCUGUCUGGUCAUCUACUCCCUCACAGGGGUUUAUGGCUACCUGACAUUUGGAAAGGACGUGAAGGCCGACAUCCUGAUGUCGUACACCGGAGAUGACAUUCUGAUGCUGAUCGCCAGGCUGCUGUUUGGGAUCUCCAUCAUCACCAUCUACCCCAUCAUCCUGCUGCUGGGCAGGUCGGUGAUCCAGGACCCCCUGCUGAGCUGGCGGCGGAGGCGAGACGGCGUGGUGGCGACGGAGUUUGAAAGCCGCAGCCGCUACAUACUGACGGUCUUAUGGAUCACGGUGACUCUGCUCAUCGCCACGUUUGUACCAGACAUCAGCAAGGUCAUCAGCGUCAUCGGAGGGAUCAGCGCCUUCUUCAUCUUCAUCUUCCCGGGACUCUGCUUGAUGUUUGCCAUGCAGUCUGAGCCGGUGUCGUGUAAAACCAGAGUGGUGCUGACGGCCUGGGGGGUGGUGACCUUGCUCUGCGGAGCUUUCAUCUUCGGCCAGAGCACCACCAUCGCCGUCAUGCAGGUCCUCGGAAAGAUCUGACUCCUCCUCCUCCCUCACUGAUCCAGGGGUUUCUCAUGGAGACGGCGGUGAUGAGAUCUUAAAUUUCUCCCUAACGAGGCCAUGGUUUAAUCAUGGACACCACAGACUUCAACAAUGGACAUGACCCCUGACCUUUCAAGAAGUCCCUCAAGUCUUGCUACUCAUCCCAAUGGACUAAAGCCCACUUUGAUUAGUUGCCCCUGA
Molecule: messenger RNA, 1625 nt
Organism: Centropristis striata (black sea bass)
Lineage: Eukaryota; Metazoa; Chordata; Actinopteri; Perciformes; Serranidae
Gene: slc38a8a
Product: solute carrier family 38 member 8a
Exons: 10
Coding region: 78-1421 (447 amino acids)
Biological process (GO): amino acid transmembrane transport
Molecular function (GO): amino acid transmembrane transporter activity
Source: RefSeq, a predicted model, not a curated record